Molecule: messenger RNA, 1626 nt
Organism: Mollisia scopiformis
Lineage: Eukaryota; Fungi; Ascomycota; Leotiomycetes; Helotiales; Mollisiaceae
Product: GNS1/SUR4 membrane protein
Exons: 5
Coding region: 417-1439 (340 amino acids)
Biological process (GO): fatty acid elongation, monounsaturated fatty acid; sphingolipid biosynthetic process; fatty acid elongation, polyunsaturated fatty acid
Cellular component (GO): endoplasmic reticulum membrane
Molecular function (GO): fatty acid elongase activity
Source: RefSeq, a predicted model, not a curated record
CGAUCGAUAUACCGAAACAGACGGUCUCCUCAACUUUCGCGGCCCACAAGCAUCAUUCUACGUUUUCAUAUGCCAGAAGGUCCCCGAACGCCUUCUUGUCACCGAAAUGUUAGGCUAAGCUUUGUUCGCUCAAAUUGACCUGAAUAUCAACAUGACGAACGUGGCUAAUUCGGAAGAAACCAGCAGAUCUUUGCCUUCUGUACAGAGUUAGAGAUUAUCUCUUAUCCAUUUUUGUAUCCGGCGAUUGGGGUGAUCGUCAAAGACCAGGAUCCAAGCUUAUGGGAUUUCUGACAGCUUUAAAAUCUUUUGUAAACAAACUCGUUCCCCAGCUUUUCAAUUCUUUUGAACAUCAAUCUCUUAUCACACGAGCAUAGAACAAUCUCCAGAGACACCAACUUCUCUCUCCUCUUCUCAUCAUGUCUUUCUCCAGCGGAUUCUCAUCUCAUGGUCCAGUGGUCAUCGGGCCCAUCAGCUUGUCACCAUGGACAAAUUUUAACAAGCUGUGGACUUCAGUAAUGGGCUACCCAGCUGAAGAUUUCAAAUUUGUGCCUGGGAAAACUCCUUUCUCGACCCUGACCGAGACUGUUGCCACAAUCAUAUUAUAUGUUGUGGUGAUUUUUGGAGGCCGCGAAUUGAUGCGCAAUCGACAGCCUUACAAGCUCAAUGCAUUGUUCAAGGCACACAACUUCAUGCUCACAGCAAUCAGCGGAUCAUUGCUCAUUCUAUUUGCUGAGCAGCUGAUUCCAACUCUUUGGAAACAUGGUCUUUAUGACAAUAUCUGUGGUUCUAGUGGCUGGACUCAGCCAUUGGUGGUUUUGUACUAUCUCAAUUACUUGACCAAAUAUGUUGAGCUCAUUGACACCGUUUUCCUGAUGGUCAAGAAGAAGCCACUGACCUUCCUCCACUGCUAUCAUCACCCAGCGACAGCGUUGCUGUGCUAUACUCAAUUGAUCGGACACACUUCUGUCUCAUGGGUUCCAAUUACACUGAAUCUUACGGUGCACGUUGUCAUGUACUGGUACUACUUCCAGAGUGCUCGUGGAAUCAAGAUCUGGUGGAAGGAGUGGAUCACCCGUCUUCAGAUCACACAGUUUGUGAUUGACUUGGGCUUCGUAUACUUUGCAUCAUGGGAUUACUUCACCAGCACAUACGCUCCGCAACUCCCACAUGUGGGCACUUGUGCCGGAGAGCCAUUUGCGGCUGUUGCAGGUGACGUAAUCCUGAGCUCUUACCUGUUACUGUUCAUCUCUUUCUACAUUGCAACGUACAAGAAGAUGUCCAAUCGCCGAAACACAGCAAAGAUCGCGCAGAAGGCCGAGCUCAAAAUGGAGAAGACGGAGGUCCCAACAAUGAAGGAAACAGCAGAGAAGGCCACUCAAGUGGUCAGGGCUGCCAACGAAGGCAUGCACAAUUUCAGCCCAAGUGGACCAUUCUUCUAGGCGGGUCCAGAUCGAAGAUUUGAUCAGUGCAGGGAUAUUGGCGAUUGGUGGGGUUGAGAGAGUGGGGGACUGCGGAAGGAAAUCAUCGGAGAAUAAUUGUAAUUAUUUCGUUGUUCGGAAUAUUCUCCGGCAACAUGGGGAUUCACAUGCGUCGCAACAAUACCAUACUCGACAUUAAACUUAUGAC